CGCGUUUCCUUGCGUUGGAGUAUCGUACGGCUACGUUCUUUCUCUGAGUUGUAAAUCAAAUUCAAUCCUUCGGUGUUUGUCUUGAUCUUCUAAACUUCGCUAUCACAAGAAGAUGUCGUUGAUCCCAAGCUUCUUCGGCGGUCGACGAGGUAGCGUCUUUGAUCCUUUCUCUCUCGACGUUUGGGAUCCGUCCAGGGACUUCCCAUUCCCUCAACUCUCUCGAGAAAAUUCUGCACUGGUGAACACUCGCGUGGACUGGAAGGAAACACCGGAAGCGCACGUGUUCAAGGCCGAUCUCCCAGGGCUGAAGAAAGAGGAAGUGAAGGUGGAGAUCGAAGACGACAGAGUUCUGCAGAUCAGCGGCGAGAGGAACGUGGAGAAGGAGGAGAAGAACGAUACCUGGCACAGGGUGGAGCGCAGCAGCGGCAAGUUCAUGAGGAGGUUCCGGCUGCCGGAAAGCGCAAAGAUGGAUCAAGUCAAGGCUUCCAUGGAGAACGGAGUUUUGACUGUGACCAUUCCGAAGGAGGCGAUCAAGAAGCCUGGUGUGAAGGCCAUUGAAAUCUCUGGUUGAGAGUUCUGAGUGGUGAGAAACUGCUGCUCUGAGUUGAGACUUGGUACGUGUGUAACAGUAACAGGUAUCGGUGUGCUUGUGUGCUUUGUGAUCGAUCGAGUAGCGUCUGAAGCUCUGCUUUUAUGGCCUUUCUGACUUGAGAAUCUUCCGAUUCCAUUUGAAUAAAAGAUUUUGCGUUGUGCAUUUCAAUUUCA
This is a messenger RNA of Diospyros lotus (date-plum), 765 nucleotides long. Its product is annotated as 18.5 kDa class I heat shock protein-like. Lineage: Eukaryota; Viridiplantae; Streptophyta; Magnoliopsida; Ericales; Ebenaceae. The transcript has a single exon. Gene Ontology annotation, biological process: response to hydrogen peroxide; protein folding; response to salt stress. The record is from RefSeq and is a predicted model, not a curated record. The coding region runs from base 113 to 571 and encodes 152 amino acids.